AUGGCUGCAGAUGUUACUUCUUCUUCCUCCGACUCACAGACAAGACGGAGCUCAAACUCAGAAAUUUUGAUCACCAAAGACUUGCUCGGAGCCUCUCCGAUUUCUAACUCAGAAUCGGAUCUGCAGAAUGAACAACGAGUGAGAUGCAAGUCACCAAACACACCAUUAUCAUCCAUUCAGCAUCAGAAAACUCCGAAAACAAGAGGAAUCAUCCUCAGGAAACAAACCCAGAUGCAGAUUUCCAGACUUGAAUUACCACCAUGUUCACACAUCACCACCGAAACAAACACAUCAAAUCAACCAUUUCCUGGAAGAAACUUGCCUGAUUUGAAGCUGCAAUCCUCAAACCAUUACCAAAGUGUUUGCACUCUCGACAAGGUCAAAUCCGCUCUGCAAAGAGCCGAAAAGAAACCUGGAAAAGAAAAGACCUUAUUCUUCUCCUCUCCUUCGCCAGGGCCCUUAAAUUCAUCAUCUCUCUCAGGUCCUGGAAUGUUUGCAGCAGGCUGCCCUGGUUGCCUGCUUUAUGUAAUCACAUUAAAAACAAAUCCCAGAUGUCCUCGUUGCAACGCCACCGUGCCGUCUCCGUGUGCGGUGAAGAAGGCGAAAAUUGAUCUGAAUUCAUCGUUUUGA
Molecule: messenger RNA, 630 nt
Organism: Pistacia vera
Lineage: Eukaryota; Viridiplantae; Streptophyta; Magnoliopsida; Sapindales; Anacardiaceae
Exons: 2
Coding region: 1-630 (209 amino acids)
Source: RefSeq, a predicted model, not a curated record